GGAGCGCGAUUGACUGACCGAGAAACGAUGACUGUUGGUGUUAGUAUGUAUUAGUUUGGAGAGAGAAUUUGUGGGAUUUGAUUAAACUGGCAAAAGAAUGCAGUUGUGAGUUGUGUAGCCAAAUUAUAGAAUUAGAAUCCCAUGAGAGGCAAUGAUAAGAGAAUGGUGUUAUUAUUGUUGUUGCACCUAAAUUUAAAGUGACACUGGUCAUGUUAUUUUGCAUAAAAAAUCUUGUUCGCGUUACAGUUAACAUGAUAAGUGACUGCGGGACCAUAGCCACCAACAUGAACGGUUCAAAUUGGUAGCAAAACUAGGUGCAGGGGCCAGAGGGUGUUCCAUGCCGAACAUGAAUGAAUGGAAGACGUCCCAUCCAGCAAAACAGCUCACUCUACGACAAGCUUAGGAAGAUGGAAGAUUCCUUAGAACGACGUCGUCUUGGUGCUCAAAGAGCUGGAUUCAACAUAGUGGGUCAGAGCAUGUAGCAUACCCCCAAUUCACCUAUGACAGGAAAAUUAAGGAGGGUGGAUUUGGAUUUGCAAAUUGCAAUUGCACGGAAGUGAUAGACAUGUAGAGAAACACAUUGGAUAACAAAAUAAAAGCAAGCCAAGUUGCCUUCAGAUAAAAGCUUUCCUCAUCCACUAAAUAUUUUAUGUCCCUAUCUGAAUCCGAUUGACUAUUUUCUCACACACACACAUUCCGUGUGUUCCUGUAUUUUUGUUUUUCACUUUUACAUUCCCACAUUCCAUUCUAGAUCUACAUCAUCAUGCAUUUGUUUAAGCUGAAGGAGGACUUUAAUUUGGGUAUAAUAUCCAGACUUUUGUGUUUUUCGAAUUAAAUUUGACUAAAAGAUCACAGAUAGUAGCUUUUCUCUUUAUCAUGGCGAGAAGAUCUCCUCCUCGGGUUAACCAAACGUACGAGACAGGUUGUACGUGGCGAAUGUUAAGAAUCUUCAAUUUUCGUGAAGGUCAUUCUGACAGAAGAUUGGUUUCCAAUAGGAGGCUGAAUGCUCAUGCUAAUGGAGAUGGAAACUCUAGAACUAGAUCAGAUGUGCUUGGCACAGUUGACGAGAAGCGCCUUCAAAUUGGUGUAAGUUCCAGAAGAAGAAGAGAUUAUAGUUGUAAAAGUAUCAGAGGCGUGGAGAAUGAACAGGUAGCAGAUUGGAGAGAAGAAGUAACAAAGAUGAUUGUUGAUCAGAGAUUUGUCAAUAAAAAUUACCAGGGAAAAGACGGGACAGGCUGUGAGCCUAAUCAGUUCUUGGAUGCUUUACAGAUUUUACAUUCAAACAAGGAGCUUUUCGUAAAACUUUUGCAAGAUCCUAACUCUUGGUUAGUAAAACAGAUUCAUGACUUACAAAGUUCUCAAGUGAAAGAACCAUGUCAGCAGGCAAGGCAAAAAAGGAUGACUAGAUUAAAUAAUCCUGAAGAUAGUAAUGCUACACAAUGUGUAAAACCUUUUGAGUCCUUUGAUAGAUCUGAUUUGAGGUCAAGUUAUAUGCCUCAGUCGUCGAACAGAAUAGUAGUUUUGAAGCCUGGCACUGUUAAUGUGGAAAAUUUUGUGGAAACAAGCUUUACUAGCCCUCCCUGUUCGCCUGAUAGCUCCAGUUCUAAUGCACAAAACAUUAGGCCUUCAUAUUUUCCCUUUAGUUGUAUAAAGAGAAAGUUGAAGCAUGUCAUGAGAGUAAGGAGACAAGAACAGCAGUGGAGGACAGAUGAUGAAAUGUCAUGUAAAUUUUCCUGCAGUUCCCAGGGCUUGGAAGAUGGUAAAAAAGUAAAAGAAUUGGAAAUUGCUGAAAGAAAUUCACCAAUUAAUGCCCAUCCUAAUACUGGAAAUAGGUUGAAUUCAUAUCCUGAUACGAAGAAGAGGAACAAUAUUAUCAAGUUGAAGGAUUCUGAGUUCUGUAUGGGGCUGGAAGCUGCUUCAUUUGGUGAAAGUUGUAGUAAGAACACAUACAAUACUUCAGUUUGCCAUUGUGAGGAAAAUAUAUUGAACAUACAUAUUGAAGGUAGGAAAGGUCCAUCUCAGAUGUUAAACUGUGGAAGUGACGAAUGUGAACAAUGCACAAACUCUCUAGCGAGAUCAAUUCCUCUUCCUGACUCUUUGUACUUGCCAAGCAUGCAUAGGUACUGCGAGCACAGUUCCAUCACUGGAAGGAUGAGAGAUUAUAGCAACUAUCAAAUGGUCCACAGAACCAGGUUGGGGGUUCCAAAAGAAGGAGAAAUCAAGGAUUCACCAUUGACCAUUGUUAAUAUACAUACUGAUAAGUUGCAACUUUUUGGUGAAGAUACUGGUAUCAGAAAUAGUGCUCCUGGCGACAAUCUAUUUGCACAUUAUGAUAUUCCUAGAGAUGGCAGAUACACGGAUAGCCCUACUCAGAACAUCGACAUGAAUGAUAUAACCGGAGGAAGUGGAUCCUUUCUGGAUUUGCAUCCAGAGAUCCAGACUUUUCCUUUUUCACAAAAUGUUAUUUCAUCCGGUCAAAGAACAGAUGAUUCUCUAAACAUGGGAAACAAAGUUGCACUCACCAGGGCUGAAUCUGUUGUUGAGCAAUUUAUUAAGGAUGAUGUUACCUACCGACAAAUCACCACCUUUCAACCAGAUGAGUCACCAGUUCAAGUAAAGCAAGACAAAUUUGAAGAGAACCAUUUUGAAGACCUUAUAAGAUUCUCUUUAAAUCCAAUGAACAAUUUAACCUCCUCUAAGGACAUCUUACACUAUGCAAGAGAAAUUCUGCAUGCUCUCAACUACAAAUGGGAUGAACUUACUCUGAAGAGAUCAUGUGACAAAUUGCUGGAUCCAUCCACCUUUGUUGAACUGAAGGAACUAACUAGCCAACUUUCUGGUGGUAGAAUCUUGCAUGACUGCGUCAUUGAAAUUUCCAUGCAGGUACAUCAGAACUGUGGAUUACCACCUCAUGUUUCAACAAAAAAUCCAAACUUCCAAGCAUAUGUUGUGAAGAAACAUCUGGCUAAAGAGAUUACAGAACUAGUUAAGUUGCACUUUCACCCUCGUCCAUCGCCUUUAACGUUAGAACAACUUGUUGAAAAGGACUUAGCAAGACGUGGUUCAUGGCUAAAUAUCCAAGUUGAUACAGAAGAUAUUGCAAUAGAGGUGGAGAGAGAUGUUCUUGAAAAACUGGUAUUGGAAAUUGCAUCUGAGAUGGAGGAUGUCAGAAACUGGACACAUUGCAAUGAAGCUAUGUCUACUUACUCGUGGGAUGAUAAAGCACUUUGGAAAGAUUAUCAAGCUACCAUUUUUUGAAUUAAUCAUAAAUUUGGUCCAGGUAUUAUGCUUCCUAAAUUACACUUGUAUCAGUGCAACAUGAUUUUUUAUACAUAACAAUAUGAAAUUUCAUUUUCUCAUUAUUUUAUUUAUUUUAGACUUUUUUUUUGUGGGCAAUGACAAUAAUAAAGUUUGAAUUUGAAUUCUUAUGCAAACUAACCAAAUUCUCCGUUUC
Molecule: messenger RNA, 3454 nt
Organism: Glycine soja
Lineage: Eukaryota; Viridiplantae; Streptophyta; Magnoliopsida; Fabales; Fabaceae
Exons: 7
Coding region: 877-3258 (793 amino acids)
Source: RefSeq, a predicted model, not a curated record